AUGGCCGAGGAGGCGAGCAGCCAGGCCCGAGACCAGGCCGGCCGCAGUCGCCACGAUGCCAACGCCAACGAUAGCUCCGAUCCACCGGACGAAAAGACGGCUGUCGCUCAAAUUGGCGAUGGGACGGGCGACAACACCGACGAUGAGCAGCCCGAAGACGACGACAUGCCGCCGCUGGCUGAGGAACCCAGCGCCGGCCUGCAGGCGGUCGAUAUCCAGCGCAUGCAAGCCCAGUCAUGCAGAGCGUCGACCCUGUCGCGGGUGCCCACCAUUGUGCCGCGAUCAAAGCGGCGCGGCUUGUUUGGCAGGUUAGCCGUGCUGCCCGAAGUCGAGCGGCCGUUUGAAUACCCGAACCAGACCAAGUGGCUGAUCACGCUGGUCGUCUCGCUGUCAGCUGCCGCCGGUCCCAUGGGCUCGUCCAUCUUCUAUCCUGCUCUGUCCGAGCUGGCGGCCGACCUCAACGUCACGACCACGCUCGCGAACUUGACCGUGGCCAUGUACAUGCUUGCCAUGUCCAUCUUUCCGCUGUGGUGGUCGUCCUUUUCCGAGACGUUUGGUCGCCGCACCAUCUACAUCGUCUCCUUCACCCUCUUUGUCGUUUUCGCCAUCCUGUGUGCCAUCAGCCACAGCAUCGGCAUGCUCAUCGUCAUGCGCGUUCUCUCCGGCGGCGCCUCCGCCUCCGUCCAGGCUGUCGGUGCCGGCACCCUGGCUGACAUCUGGCAGCCACACGAGCGAGGCCGCGCCAUGGGCAUCUUCUAUCUGGGCCCGCUGACCGGCCCGCUGCUGGCCCCCAUCAUUGGCGGAGCCCUCGCCGAGGCCUGGGGCUGGCAGAGCACCAUGUGGUUCCUGGCCAUCUUUGGCGGCCUGAGCCUGAUCAUGCUCUUCUUCUGCCUGCCCGAGACGCUGUCCAAGAGCCGCAAUGCUGGUCGUGGCACUGCUGUGGCUGCUGCUCCUCUGCCUGGCAUGGCAGAGUCUGCUGCGGCUGCCAGCCCCCUCACCCGCGUGGCAACGUCCCAGUCGGUGCGCGUGCACACCCAUCGGGUCGCCGCCUUUCUCCAGCACGCCUUUGUGCACCCGUUGUCGGUGCUGCUGUACCUGCGCUUCCCGCCCAUCAUCCUGACCGUCGUGUACGGCUCCGUCACCUUUGGCGCCCUCUUCAUCCUCAACGUUUGUCUGCAGUCGGCCUACGGCCACCAGCCAUAUGGCUUCAGCGAGAUCAUCGUCGGCCUGCUGUACAUCCCCGGCAGCCUGGGCUAUAUCUUGGCUGCCAUGGUCGGUGGCCGCUGGAUCGACAUGAUCAUGGCACGUGAGGCGCGGCGUGCCGGCCGCUAUGACGCCGACGGCCAGCUGCAGUAUCUGCCCGAGGACCGGAUGCGGGAGAACGCCUGGCUGGCUGCGAGCCUCUUUCCCGCUGCUCUCAUCUGGUUCGGCUGGACGGUGCAGCACGGUGUUUUCUGGGUCGCGCCCGCCGUUGCCAACUUCAUCUUCGGCUUCGGCAGCAUGCUCGUCUUCGGUGUCGUCACCACCAUGCUGACCGAGUUUAUGCCCCGACGCAGCUCCGGUGGCAUCGCGCUCAACAACUUUCUGCGUAACAUCUUCUCGUGCGUCGGCGUCAUCGUGGCCCAGCCGUUGAUCGACGCCAUGGGCUACGGCUGGCUGUGCACCAUGGUGGCGCUGUUGAGCUGGGUCAUCGGUAACGCCUGCAUCUGGGCCCUGCGGCGGUACAGUCAGAAGUGGCGAGUCGAGAUGGAUGCAAAGCUCAACAAGCUGUCGUAA
Molecule: messenger RNA, 1776 nt
Organism: Grosmannia clavigera kw1407
Lineage: Eukaryota; Fungi; Ascomycota; Sordariomycetes; Ophiostomatales; Ophiostomataceae
Product: major facilitator superfamily transporter multidrug resistance
Exons: 2
Coding region: 1-1776 (591 amino acids)
Biological process (GO): intracellular polyamine homeostasis; transmembrane transport
Molecular function (GO): polyamine transmembrane transporter activity
Source: RefSeq, a predicted model, not a curated record